Messenger RNA from Alosa sapidissima (American shad), 982 nucleotides. RefSeq names its product COMM domain containing 7 (gene commd7). Gene Ontology annotation, molecular function: NF-kappaB binding. The coding region runs from base 80 to 682 and encodes 200 amino acids. The record is from RefSeq and is a predicted model, not a curated record. Lineage: Eukaryota; Metazoa; Chordata; Actinopteri; Clupeiformes; Clupeidae. The transcript has 9 exons. Gene Ontology annotation, biological process: negative regulation of DNA-templated transcription; tumor necrosis factor-mediated signaling pathway.
GUUACGGGACCGCCGUACACCGGAAAUCAGUCGUCAGAUGUUGGAUGAUACUGUACUGUGAUACUGUGUGGAUGAAAGAAUGUUGCCGUUACAGUUUACAAAAGAUCCUUUGACAGAAGCGGUGACUACUGACUUUCAGAAUUUGAACAAAUUUAGUGAGCAGCAAUUUGCCAGCCUGACAGAAAUCUUAUACCAGUUUCUACUGGAGCCAAAGGAGACAGACAAGUUUCUCACACAGCUGAAUAAGUUUGCUGGGGAAAAUGGCAUGAGUGCUGGUCCUCUGAGGAGUUUGAUGAAGAGUGUGCUCCUCCUUCCUCAUGGUGCUCUGAAAAAAAAUCUUACUGCUGAACAAGUAAAAGAAGACCUCCUUAAUCUUGGAGUCGAUGAAGAUAAGGCUGUGCAUUUCUCAAAUCAGUGGAAAGUCCACUAUGCUGUGCUCUCCCGAGUGGCUGUAGGACAGACUUUGAUGGUCAACCAGCUGGUGGACAUGGAGUGGAAAUUUGGUGUAACUGUAGGGACCAGUGAGAUUCAGAAGACUGGGAACAUCUUUCUACAGCUCAAGCUUAUCAUCAGAAAAGGGAACUCCACAGAAAACAUCUACAUGGAGCUGACACUACCACAGUUCUAUAACUUUCUCCAUGAAAUGGAGCGAGCAAAGGCUGCUAUGGACUGUUUCAGCUGAGCUGCAGUGUCGGCCUGGGGCUCAGCACACCUCUGUAUCCGCAUCUUGCCCUUGUGUGUGUGUGUGUGUGUGUGUGUGUGUGUGUGUGUGUGUGUGUGUGUGUGUGUGUGUGUGUGUGUGUGUGUGUGUGUGUGUGUGUGUGUGUCGUUACCCAGCCUACACCACAUAUUAACUUCUGAUUAUUUUUUCAUGUUUGUAAAGCAACUGGUCCUCAUGUAAGUAAUGAUGUGUUAUAUGAGAAACAUUCUCUGAUUGUACAUUAACUUUCAAUAAAUAAAUAUUUCCAAUAUGCCUUGUAAA